AACGCGCGGUCCGUGGAGCCGCCGGCGUUUGGCCCCUCAUGGCCAAGCGGCGCGCAGAACCGUUACUAUGUCACGUGGCCAUCAAGCGGCUUCUGCGCGAGCCGCCGCCGCUGCUCCGUGCUGCCGCACCCGAGCAGCGUCCCCGGGGCGAAGGGGUGGGUGCCUACCCUGCCGCUCCGAAGCGGAAGCUGGAGGAGACUGAGGUGCCGCCGGGAAAGCGGCCCGGGCUGCAGCGGAGCAGCCCCCGCAGGGAGAAGGUGGAUGCGGAGGGCAGUCGGCGCGGCGAGACCACGGCGCUCGAGAACGAGCGGACGGCAGAGGGAUGCGUCGGUGGCCGAGCCAAAUUGCAGACCGCCUCCACUGAGCAGAAGGAAGAAUUCUGUCAGUAUAAUUCAUUCCUGUACUGGAGAGCACCUUUGCCCACUGUUGAUUUGUCUGAUAUUCAGAACCUAGAUGGAGAGUCUCCACCAGAAGCUAAAAUUCCUUCAAGGACUGAUACCAUGGAGACUGAAAUGGAGACCUGAUCAGUUAUUUCGUAGUUGUACAUCUAUUUGCAGGAAACUUGUUUCUGUCUGGAUUCAGGUUUUUCUACUGGGGAUAAAAAUUAGCAUGGUUCUGCCUUCUUGAAAAAAACAGUGUUAUGUCAGUCUGCAAAAGCAAGUCUUGAGUUGUCUGAGUGGAUGCAAUAAUCACUGUUACGUACUUAUUGUUAAGAUAUCUGGAGGUGUGCAGUGUGAAGGAAGCUGUGACGUCCAGCAAGAAUGCUUGAAAAUGAAGAUAGGCUAAAAGAAGAGUACAGAAAACUAGAACUUUGGGAUGCAAUUAAAAGAAAUG
Molecule: messenger RNA, 834 nt
Organism: Dryobates pubescens (Downy woodpecker)
Lineage: Eukaryota; Metazoa; Chordata; Aves; Piciformes; Picidae
Gene: CZH9orf40
Product: chromosome Z C9orf40 homolog
Exons: 2
Coding region: 39-524 (161 amino acids)
Source: RefSeq, a predicted model, not a curated record